Molecule: messenger RNA, 1265 nt
Organism: Sorex fumeus (smoky shrew)
Lineage: Eukaryota; Metazoa; Chordata; Mammalia; Eulipotyphla; Soricidae
Gene: SOCS1
Product: suppressor of cytokine signaling 1
Exons: 2
Coding region: 161-799 (212 amino acids)
Biological process (GO): phosphatidylinositol phosphate biosynthetic process; intracellular signal transduction
Cellular component (GO): phosphatidylinositol 3-kinase complex
Molecular function (GO): 1-phosphatidylinositol-3-kinase regulator activity
Source: RefSeq, a predicted model, not a curated record
GCGAGCUGCGGCCGUGGCUGCUGCACGGCUCUCGGCCCCGGAGCAUGCGCCAGAGCCGCCCCGGAGCCCCCCGCCAGCCCCGCCCGCGGCGCCCCGCGUCCCGCCGCCAGCGCAGCCCCGGACGCUAUGGCCCACCCUCCCGGCCGGCCCCGCGUGUAGGAUGGUAGCGCGCAACCAGGUGGCAGCCGACAAUGCGGUCUCCUCCUCCACGGCACCCGAGCCCCGACGGCGGCCCGAGCCCUCCUGCGCCGGGGCCCCCGCGCGCCCGCGGCCCUGCCCGGCGGCGGCGGCGGCGGCGCCCGGCCCGGGCCCCGGCGACACGCAUUUCCGCACGUUCCGCUCGCACGCCGAGUACCGGCGCAUCACCCGGGCCAGCGCGCUGCUGGACGCCUGCGGCUUCUACUGGGGGCCCCUGAGCGUGCACGGCGCGCACGAGCGGCUGCGCGCCGAGCCCGUGGGCACCUUCCUGGUGCGCGACAGCCGCCAGCGCAACUGCUUCUUCGCGCUCAGCGUGAGGAUGGCCUCGGGCCCCACGAGCAUCCGCGUGCACUUCCAGGCCGGCCGCUUCCACCUGGACGGCAGCCGCGAGAGCUUCGACUGCCUCUUCGAGCUGCUGGAGCACUACGUGGCCGCCCCGCGCCGCAUGCUGGGCGCCCCGCUGCGCCUGCGCCGCGUGCGGCCGCUGCAGGAGCUGUGCCGCCAGCGCAUCGUGGCCGCCGUGGGCCGCCAGAACCUGGCGCGGGUGCCCCUCAACCCCGUGCUCCGCGACUACCUGAGCUCCUUCCCCUUCCAGAUCUGAGCGCGCGCGCGCGGGCGCGGCAGCAUUAGCGGGCGGCCGCCGGCGGGCCUGGUUACUCUGUUUCCCAGUGUUGUUACAUUGUUAUUCUUAUUGUUAUUAUUGUUGCGGUCGCCGUCCCGGGACCGCGCGGGCGCCCGCCCCGCGGGGGGUGGAGGGGCGCGGGGCCCCGCGCGGCUCCCCGCUGGAGAAGACCCUCCCGACCUCCCCCCCACGGGGGGGGGAGGCGCCCCCCUUCUUGGUGCUCCCUCUGGGUCCCGCACCCCGGUUGUUGUAGCAGCUUGACUUAACUGUGUCUGGGGCCAGGACCCGAGCCCGUACCUCUCACCCCUUCAUGUUUACAUACACCCAGAAUCUUUGCACAAAACAGGGGUUGGGGAGGGUCUCUGGCUUGAUUUUUCUGCUGUGCAGAAUCCUAUUUUAUAUUUUUACACCGGUUUAGGUAUAAUAAACUUUGUUAUGAAAGUUA